This is a messenger RNA of Mesorhabditis spiculigera, 915 nucleotides long. The record is from the annotation of a GenBank genome assembly. Lineage: Eukaryota; Metazoa; Nematoda; Chromadorea; Rhabditida; Rhabditidae.
AUGUCAACGCCCAACGGUAGAAAUGGACAGACCCUUUUCACCUUCCUAGCCCUGUUAUUAGCCAUUCUACUAAUCUACGAUAUUUAUAGACAACUUGACCUGAAUGGAGGAGGCAAAGGUUCGACCUGUCUUCCUCCGUUUGUUUCACGUAAUCCAACAUUUCUGACUUCAAAAGCUCACAAUAUCUCAGUAUGUAAGAUUGAAAAGACGAUGUCGACCUUUCUCACCGGUAUUAUAUGUUAUUUGGAUAGAAAGGAAAAGUUUAUCAAAGCCAACCGGAAUAUACAUUCUGAAGGGUGGUCCCAGAGAUUCUGUGGAAAAACCAUCGAAUUCCAUAAAAAUCCUCUCGACAAUAAUACCCUGAAGGCCAAUAUGUGGAAGAAUUGGCACCUUUUAGCCGUCGUUCGAGAUCCAAUAUCGCGUUUCAUUUCCGGAUAUAUCAAUAAGUGUCUUGUCGAAGUCGACCAGCCCAAACGGAAAAAGAAUUGCUAUUCGUGCAAUAAGAAUCUCACAUGUUUCGUGGAACAUCUUUAUAAGAAUGCUCAAAUGUUUAUAAGAGCCGAUGGGAAGAAAUAUCUAACCUACGAAGCUAAGCAUUUCUUCCCGCAAUCAUGGUACUGUGCCUUUAACAAUUAUUCAUAUACCGUAAUCCAUUAUGGGGAUGAUGCCAGUACUAGGCAUAAAAUGUCCACCGAAAUUUUGCAGUUUUUGAAGGAUGCUAAGGUUGAGCAAAGCAGUCUAAAAUAUAUCGAGGACGAAUUGAACUUUAAAUCGCCACAUAGUAAUAAAAACAAUUCGUAUAAGGAUUUGAUCCUGACCGAAAUCAAAUCAACUCCAUUUUUAAUGAAAUGCCUUGUUCAAAUGUUCUAUUAUGACUAUAUCUUAUUUGGGGUCCCAUUGCCAUUUCAAAACCAA